CACUAUUUUCUGUUUUUAUUGUCAUUCCACUCUGAUGUACUAUUUGUAUUGAGCUCAACGAAUAUGUUUCCAUAAAAGCGUACAUAAACGAUGUACAGAAAAAAUAUCUAACAACUAGAAAUGGCAUUCCAUAUCCUGUAUGAUAUUUUUUAUUACAUCAGUCAUUCUUUUGUUACGAUGUUGAACACACGUAUUUUUAUAUUUUUAUGCAUCUUCAAGUGUAUCGAUUUCACGUCAGCAGUGUGCAAUGUAUCUCCGUAUAAAGAAGGUGUUGAAACUAAGGUGAGGUGUUGGAAUACAUUACUCAAAGAAGUAUUGCAGUCUAGUGGAUCAUUUGCCAAUGUCAUAACAGUUUUACAUUCAAAUCUUGGUUCUCUUGAAGGAAAUUCAUUCGCCAAGUACGGGAAAAGUCUGACACUAUUGAGUUUUCAAAACUGCAGUAUUUCAAGCAUUCAUCGUGAUGCAUUUGCAGAUCUGAGAUAUUUGAAAAAGUUGACUUUAUCUCAUAAUAAAAUUUCGGAAUUACAUCCAGAUAUUUUUAGAUCUUUAGAAUCUUUAGAGUAUCUUGACUUAGAAUUCAACUCAAUUAGACACAUUGAGGACACUUUAUUUUCAAAACUACCACGACUAAAGCUAUUAAAUUUAGAUGACAACCAGUUGACAUGUUUAAAGCCUGAAGGAAUCCAAGCUCUUAAUAAUUUAGUGCAAAUUCGGAUUUUAGAAAAUCCUUUAAGUUUGUCCUGUCGAGGAAGAUUGACACUAUGGCUGAGAGAUCAUGGAAUAAAUUACUCCAAUGAAAAUCCUACCAAGAAAGAAAAUUGGUUAGACAGCCUCCUCUGGCGUUGUGCCAUGGAAAAUCCUGUCACAACAACAUCUGAAGAUGAAAUGAGGCGAUGUAUCAUCUUCUAUAUGUUUAAUCAACUUAAAUCGGCAGUACAAUCUACAUCAGACUAUUCCGUUGAUCCUAGAACAUGUAGCAAUGAAGUUGACCAGUUUCUCCAAUCGAUUGAGAGUACCACUCAAUUUGGUAAACCAAUUAAAAAUGGCCAGGCAAUUGAAAUUAUGAUGUACGCAUUACGAAAUACUAUCAUGCAAAUGAAUUAAUGGUCAUAUGAGUCUGCAGCUUACAUUAAUAUCCUUAUCGAUUUCAACAAACUAUGCUGACCUGUCCAAUAGUGACUGUUACAUUAAAGGUAUUGACAUUCGAUUAUAAAUUGAAUUGAAGGUUUCAAGUACAGAUAAAUUAGUAGUUAAUGCAUUGUACUAGAUGUAGAAUACUACCUCUUAUUACUUAUGAAUUUAUACCUACAAUAAUAAUACUCAUUGAGAUUGUCUUAGAGUAUAGAGUAACUGUUUAAUGUUUCCUCCUGGCCCAAGGCUUCUAUCGAUCGAGUUGAUUUUAACGUGAUAUUGUUGCUGAGUAUAGACGGGUGUACCCGACUUCUAGAGAAUAUAAUUUGGUGUUCGCACCAGUGAGCCAAUUCGAGCUUUGUUUCUGUGCAGUCAACAACCCGAAGUAGUAUUAAUUUUAAAUGAGAAAAAGUUGAUGCAAUUUAUAAUUCACAUCGAAAUAAAUUUUUUAAUCAAGUAAAGGUAUAAAUUAGUAACAGGUUCGUUAAUUAAUGAACAUGUUCUGUACAGUUAAACAAGAUAAAUAUCGAUUUAUGCUGAUAAUACGGAUGUAAUUGUUAAGGUGCUUCUCCUUUUAUACAAUCGGUUAGAAGGUGAGUGGCCCAGUUUUUGACCUCUUGGGUACACGACUUAACAUAUUGGUUCAAUGAAGAUUUUAAUGUUGACUUAAAUACAGUUGUUAUUGACUUAUCACUUUGUCAUUUAAUGAAUCAAAUUAAUAAACUGAAAACAUCAAUUGAUAUUAAAUUUUAUUUUUAUUCAUUUUUCAACAAUCAAAUUUUUAAACCUUAAUGAAAUGUAUCUUGAUCAUUUUUGAAGAAGUUGCAAUGUAACUUUAAAACUUGUGACAAUUUGGCAAAAAAGAUAUGAACAUUAUACAAUCUUCACGACAAUAAUAUCUUGAAAAACUUCAACUAAUAAAACUUCCUGAAGUUGGUAGACAUAUAAAAAUGUGAAACUUUAAAAUUCUACAAUUUUAUAUAUUAAAGAAUUUUUGUGAAAAGAUAUUAGAUAUUUUUCAUUUGAAAGAAAUAUUAUAUUUUAUUGUAUAAUUUUUAUAACCAAACUGUGAAUUUGGAGGAAGUGAAUAUUUAUAAAUACACAUCAAUUUGAUAUUCCAGAGAACCAAUGUUCUCUCAUAAUUAAUAAUCCAGCAUUGAAAAUAAUAUGACAUUUCCCAAUAUUCCACUCAAAUUAUUUUCAACGAUGUUCAAUUAAAUUCAAAAUUAUACGAUUGAAUAUUU
Molecule: messenger RNA, 2375 nt
Organism: Chelonus insularis
Lineage: Eukaryota; Metazoa; Arthropoda; Insecta; Hymenoptera; Braconidae
Product: relaxin receptor 2-like
Exons: 4
Coding region: 121-1104 (327 amino acids)
Cellular component (GO): plasma membrane
Molecular function (GO): protein binding
Source: RefSeq, a predicted model, not a curated record